CACCUCCUCAGAAUUACCCACCAUGGUCCCCAUUCACAGGAAUCCUUCUGUUCUAAGGCACCUCCAUCGAAGGGCAACCGCUACAUGGAGGGUACCACUAGAUCAUGCGGGCUUCCGUAGAUUCACCGUCGAGACAAAGAAGCUAGGAAGCGUCGGGCGAGUCAUCCAUGAUGCUCACCCCUCAGCCCCCAGGCACCACUACGGCGCAAUCGUCGUCGGCGGCGGCCCCGCCGGCCUAGCCACAGUUGGAACCCUCCUCGACGAGGACGUCAAACCCAUCCUAUGGAUAGACCAUGAAUUCCAAGGUGGCCGACUCAACGCGCAAUACAGGGAGGUCCCAAGUAACACCAAAGUCUCCCUCUUCAUCGCCUUCGCGCGCGCCACAGCCGCCUUCCGCAAGAUCGCAGAUCAAGACCCCACGCCCCCGGCCUACGCGGCGCUACAGGCUAUGGACCAGGACACCGGGUGUGACCUCGCUGCCGCGGGGGAUAUGUGUGUUGAGCUCACGGCGGGAUUAGGGAGGGAAGCGGAUGUGGUUAUGGAGUACGGACAUGUGGAAGCUGGGUCGUUGAAUCAGGAGGGCGUGUGGAGCGUUACUACGCGUCCGACUGCCGCCGGACAGGGGAAGCAGGUUGGCGCUCCCACGACGCGUCUUCUCGUCCUUGCAACCGGAGCGCGUCCGCUCCCGCCGCGGCUGCCGGAUACGUAUACCCAUCUCUCGCCCCUACACCUCGACACCGCGCUCAGCCCCACGGCGCUGGCGAAGGCGCUACCCCGGAAUCGGGACGUGAAAAUUGGCCUUGUAGGCGCCUCCCACUCCGCCAUCCUCGUCCUACGGAACCUCUACGAGCUAGCGCGAAGCACACACCCUGGGCUGCGCGUGAAGUGGUUUAGUCGGCAUCCGCUACGGUAUGCGGUUGACAAGGGGGAUUGGAUAUUGAGGGAUAAUACUGGGUUGAAAGGUGAGACGGCUGUUUGGGCGAGGGAGAAUCUGGAGGAGGGGGUUUGGGAACAGAGUAACGUGAAAGAGUAUGUCCGGAAGAUUUUCACGACGCCGGGUGAGGGGGAGAAGGUGGCGUAUGAGAGGGAGCUUGGGGGGAAGGGGGUGGAUAUGAUUUGUGAGGCGGUUGGGUUUGAGAAGGGGGAUUUGCCGAGGUUGGAGAGGAGGGCUGAGAGGGCUGGGUUGGAGGGGGAGGGGAUUGGGAGGAUUGAGGCGGAUGGGUUGACGGGGGGGCUGAGGGAUGAGUUUGGGGAGAUUAGGGGGUUGAAGGGGGUUGGGAUUGCGUGGCCUGAACGGGUUACGGAUAAGGAGGGGAAUGUGGAGAGUUCGGUUGGGUUGUGGAAGUUUAUGAGGUAUUUGAAGAGAGUUGUUCCGGAGUGGGCGAGGGAAUGUAAAUAGCGGAGGAGAAGGUAGGCUUUAGUUGUAGCAUUUACAGGAGCUUCCAAUUUAGACGUGUAAGUUGAGAGAUUAAAGGCGAGGGAGGCUGUUCAUACGUUUCGAAG
Messenger RNA from Pseudogymnoascus destructans, 1503 nucleotides. RefSeq lists its product as uncharacterized. Lineage: Eukaryota; Fungi; Ascomycota; Leotiomycetes; Thelebolales; Thelebolaceae. The record is from RefSeq and is a predicted model, not a curated record. The transcript is spliced from 2 exons. Bases 23 to 1399 code for a protein of 458 amino acids.